UUCUUAUAAAUUUUCCUAUUUCAAAUAAAAUUUUCUCUCCAAAUUUUCUGUCACCAUAGCCAUUGGCUUCAUGGGUAACCAUCACUCCACAACUGGCUAUUCUCGCCUCCAUCCUCCUCCAGAUUCUCUGCGAAAACCUUUGUUAACCCAUGAUAACAAGCUAGAUACUGCCUUUGAAAAGGAAGUUGCUGAUUUGAAUCUGAGGAUUGCAGAACUGGAAACUUUAUUGAGGAAACAAGAAAGGGCCAAUGAGGCAAUCAAGCUGAAGAACACUGAUUUGGAGAAGAAAAUAUUGAAGUUGACAACCACCAUUGAUGAGAUGAAAAGGUCUACUGCAGAAUUUUGGAAGAGAAAUCCUAAUUUGAUCCCUGAUCUUUUUGACAUGGAUCCUCUUUCCAUGGAGACUGGUUCAGAACUGGACAUAAAAAAUCCAAUUAGUGAUCUUUCUUCCAUGGUACCAAUUCAAGAUUUUUCUGAGAUUAAUAAUCCUGUCAAUGAUCUAGUUGGAUGCCUAAUUGUUCUGAUUUUUCUGGUAGCUAUGCUCAUUGGUGUUCUACUAUGAAUUAUGAACUUUAUUUAUUUAUUUAAUCUUUAACUACUUUAUCCAAUGUACUUUCUAUUAUCAACUUGCUUGAUCAAAAUUUAGUUUAGUUGUUAUAGGAACACUCUAUGUUUAUGGACUCAAAGAAUUUAAUACGA
This is a messenger RNA of Hevea brasiliensis (rubber tree), 699 nucleotides long. RefSeq lists its product as uncharacterized. The transcript is spliced from 3 exons. The record is from RefSeq and is a predicted model, not a curated record. The coding region runs from base 71 to 562 and encodes 163 amino acids. NCBI's taxonomy places the organism in Eukaryota, Viridiplantae, Streptophyta, Magnoliopsida, Malpighiales, Euphorbiaceae.